UUGCGAGUGGACAAUGACGUGAAACAGUAUCUGAGUGUAAUAAUGAAUCCCUACAAUAAUUACCCACAUUUUCUCAGUCAUGUAUGUAUCUUACUUUUGGUUGAGCACUCCUGAAAACAUGCGUGUAAAAAAGAUAAGAAUAUGUUUUAAAUAAGUUCCCGCCAUCCCAAAUCCUAAUCGCUAUUUCAUUCACGUUUAGUUUUAAAAUGAAAUUUAAGGGAACAUUAUUGGUUAUAAUUACGCAAUGCUGUAUAUUACUUACUGCGAGUACAAAUCAUGCAAACAUAGGAAGAAUGGGUAUGUCAAGACUUAUAGGACGGCAUGACGUUACAAGUUCCCCAGUCCGCGCCAACAUGGGAGUUGGUAGGAUUAUCGGAGGCCACGAGGCUGAAGCUCACAGCCACCCGUACAUGGUGUCUCUUCAGCUUCGAGUCCUGUGGGUGCGCGUACAUUACUGUGGCGGAGCCUUGAUUAGUGACAGUUGGGUUUUAACUGCAGGUCACUGUAUAAAAAGUUGGGUGAUAUACCUCUUCGGUAUAGAUGCAGUAGCUGGUGCUCACGACGCAUUCUUUCCUGAAAAAACUGCCCAGAUAAUAAGGGUCGCCGAACGAAUACCACAUCCACUGUAUAAUGGAGAUAUUGGCCCACAUGAUAUAGGACUAGUCAGAACAAAACAACCGUUUCAGUUCACCAAAGACAUUCAGCCCAUACAUCUACCCACAGACUCAAUAGUACACCCAUCACUUACUCUCAUAGGUUGGGGAGAGCUGAAGACCACUUGGUUCUUCCCAGCAUUGCCUAGCAAACUGCAAGAGGUCAACCAGGAAUAUAUUCCUCAUAAAAAAUGUUACAACGCUGUCAAUGACCUACUAGAUUAUGGUGAAAUCAAUCCUCUGGUAGAAGACGCUAACAUUUGCACUGGGCCCAUAACCGGUGGCAUAGCUGCAUGCAAUGGAGAUUCUGGGGGUCCUCUCGUUGAAUAUGUUCCAACAUUGAAAUCGGCCAACACAUCUGACGAUGAUAAUGCUUUAGAAGAAAUCACAGAUAAAGAAGAUAAUAUUGAAUAUGUGCCAGUUUUAUUAGGAGUAGUGUCAUGGGGCGUAACACCUUGUGGCGAAGUCGGAGCUCCUACAGUUUUUACGAAUGUUACACAUAACAUGGAUUUCAUAAUGGUAAAUACUCAAUUGAAAAUAUAAAUUACUUUUUUAUAUUCG
Molecule: messenger RNA, 1214 nt
Organism: Plodia interpunctella (Indianmeal moth)
Lineage: Eukaryota; Metazoa; Arthropoda; Insecta; Lepidoptera; Pyralidae
Product: glandular kallikrein, prostatic-like
Exons: 5
Coding region: 207-1196 (329 amino acids)
Biological process (GO): proteolysis
Molecular function (GO): serine-type endopeptidase activity
Source: RefSeq, a predicted model, not a curated record